Molecule: messenger RNA, 884 nt
Organism: Oppiella nova
Lineage: Eukaryota; Metazoa; Arthropoda; Arachnida; Sarcoptiformes; Oppiidae
Source: the annotation of a GenBank genome assembly
CAAAGAGAUGUCGGCGCAGGAGUUGUAUAAACAGCUGAACGAAGAGGCGGAGGCCUACCGGAAGGAGAAGAAACGGCAGUCCUAUUCAGGCAUUCAUAAGUACCUCUUCCUCCUGAAGGGUAAACAACGGUUCCCCUGCGUUACGGACGACAAGCAGACCGUUAUAUCCCUACCGCCGCUCAUCAACUCCGAGACUACGAAGAUAACGGAAGAGACGAAAGACAUGCUUCUGGAGGUGACGGGAGAGUCGGUGCCCACGUGUCGGAAGGUUAUGGACGCCCUAUUGCACGGUAUGCUUAAGUUGGGGCUGAGCUCGCAGUCCCUGUCCACUGGCGCCGAUAGUGCUAAUGGAGAGGUGGUAGCGGUGACCGCGGGGCUACAGGCGCUCACCAUACAGCCCAAGGCGUUGACUGUGGAACCGGUGAAAGUGGUAGACACAGAGGGCAAGCUGUACGUACAAUACCCGUCCAAAACGGACCUCCAGUUCCCCGAUAUUGACGUCAAGCGAGGGAAGGAGUGAUUGUUAACUGAAUUGAGUGUUAAUCUCGUAAUUAGUUUUGAUUUUUAUUUUGUUUUUUACGAAUUAAUUAUUUGAUUAAUAAAUAUAUGCGCUUGGUGAUUUUGAUAUAAAGUUUUUUUAAUAUUUUUAUUUCAUUGCGAGUUUGUUUUGUGUUUAUAAUUAGCGCUAUUUUCACGCAAAUAAUCAAAAACCCGUACGAAAUGUAUUGACCACAAAAAAGUGUUGAUUUAUUUUAUUUUAUAAAUUGAGAUAUUUUUCAAUUAACCUUAUUCAGUAUUUGUUGAUUGUUUGUAAUCAUUAAAUGCUAUGAAUGUAUAUAUUUUUUUGUAUCAAAAAUAUGAUACGGGUUUGUCAUUCAACGCCC